AUGCCGUCAAUCCUGUCCAAGGUUCUUCGCGGAAGCCUGCUUCAUAGCGGAAACAAGGCAUCGCCAGGUGACUCUGAGGGUUCGACUGUGGAUAGAAGCCAACCCGCUCAAGAUCCUUCACUGCAUACGACCGACUCAAGCGACACUUCGAGCAUUUCCAGCUCUGGUUCUGCCGCCAACGACCAGGUUCCUCACGCGUCGCUUUACAAAGAUGCUGAAGCAUACGAGCAAGUGUUGAAGAAGACAGGCUGUCUUGACUCCGACUCGUGUUGCAGACAUGACGAGAGAGAGCACUGCGGUUUUGACCAUCUCAUUCGCAAGGAUCUGACUUCUGAAGAAAAGGUUUUGGUCUCCCAUGACGCCAGGUUUAGGGCAAUGAUGAACCCACCAAAGUGGUUUGACGACCCCUCUUCGACAUCCCAAUCCACAUCGCCCACGAGUUCUAUUCCUCAUGAACCCCAAAUUCGACGGCCGCCGGGUUGUGAGGAACAGUUGUCAGGGCUGAGUGCGGGCGAGGUGGUCGACAUCUUGAUCACAGAGUUUGGACCUCUCGCACACCCCGGGGAGGAAAAGCUCUUGCUUGAAGUGGACGGAUGCAUAGUCAUAGAUGUUUCUGUUAUUGGAGUCAUACAUUUAACUACCCAUCGGCUCACAUUCCAUGCUUCAUUGCUUGCCAGCAACCCAGAGGUCGGGCAGUCGAUCCUCAAGAACGGUCCUGCAACCUACCACAGGUCUGGAUGGCAUUCCAAACGUCGGAUAUGGCUGGAGCUUGACAAUCGCAUGCUUUGUGCGUACACGUCCAGCAGGGACGCCGACAGGGUGCGACCUUUGUGCACCGUGCUUCUCAGUUCCAUCAAGGAGAUAAUGCCAGUGGACCGAAAACAUCCUCGCACCAUGCGAAUCAUUCGCACUACGACGAAAAGCCACGCCCACGACUACUUGGAGUUUGACACCCUCGAAUCUUCCAACCAGUGGAGACAAGAAAUUCAAGGAGCUCUGUUUCUUUCUCGAUAUGAGCAGAAGCAUCUAUAUGACACUGGAGACCCUGACCAGCCCCGAGGUAUCACCAUAAGUGUGCCAUUACUGCGCAUUCAAAGCCUUGAGCGGAGAGUCAUGGCCGACUUUCCAAACAUCGUUGCGGUGAAAAUCUCUCCUGGGUCCGACAGCAAUACCAUGGUUCAACAAUGUGGCGAGAUACAGAGGCUCCGAAUAGGCCCAAUCGCGCCAGUGUCGAUGUGGAAUAAUCUUGAAGGAGUUAUCUGCGACGCGAAGUACCGGGCCAGCGCCAACAACCAGAACCUAGCAUUUGAACUGCCUAUCUUUGUCGACUUCGGCCCUCUUUCCUUUUUCAAACGAAGUGCCGAGAAUGACACCGACGAAACGGUUCAGAACAGUACAGUCAAACGCGUCCUUGGUUUCGAACAGGAUGAACCAACCUGGAUCGUCCCUGCCCGCAACUACGGCUCCUUCUCACCCGGAGGAUACUUCGUCGUUUCCGAUACCCACGUUGGGUUCUGGAGCAAGAACUUGGCAAAACGCGACAUUAAGUAUCGGUUCCCUGGCACGCACAUUCUCGAUGUUCAAGUAUCUCGCUCAAAUCAGCUUUUCUCUCUACACGCUGUUUCUUUGAUACUUCGGGACAAGAAAGAACUCAAGCUCAUCUUCAGGAGCUCUGCCUUUCGAGAUGAGGCUAUCUCUCGAAUAAAGAGUGUCAUUGCUCUUGGCUGCGAACGACGGUCAUCUGCACUUUCGACCACUUCGACCGUCGUUCAACCCAUUUCGACGCCGACAGAUUCCGCUACAUCGCUUGCCCCCGGUCACAAUGGCGAACCCGUACCAAAGUCGCCGAACAUUGCCAUAAACAUCUUAUCCCCUAUGGCGCGCACGGUCAAUGCUGCAGCCCAUGCUCGAGAAGAGUUAUCCCAGGACGUGCGAAAUCGGCUCCCCAAAGCGAUCAACCUUCCCACCCAGGCUUUACUCUCCGCAAAACACUUCCAUUUUGUGUGUCUCACUAUUGGUUCGAGAGGAGACGUCCAGCCAUAUAUAGCCCUCGGCAUAGGUCUCCUUAAAGAAGGCCAUCGAGUUACUAUCGUCACGCACGAAGAGUAUCGUGAAUGGAUCCACGAGUACGGCCUCGGUCACCGGACUGCCGGAGGGGAUCCAGGGCAACUCAUGAAGCUCAGUGUCGAGAACAAGAUUAUGUCACCGGAGUUUUUCAAAAAGUCCUUAUCAAAGUUCCGACCUUGGCUCGACCAACUUCUGAAAGAUUCCUGGGACGCAUGUCAAGACGCAGAUGUACUUAACGAAAGCCCAUCGGCCAUGGCUGGAGUCCAUAUCUCGGAAGCUCUAGCGAUUCCCUACUUCAGAUCCUUCUCGAUGCCUUGGACCAAGACGACAGAAUUCCCUCAUCCUUUCCUCAGCCCCCCGGUGGAAUCGCCAGCAUUUAACAGUGGCUCGUACAUUCUCUUUAGCAAUGUCAUGUGGGCAGCCACAUCUAGCCAAAUUAAUAGAUGGAGGCAAAAGACUUUGCACCUCCCAAGGACCGACAUGGGCCACCUCGCUCAAGCGAAGAUCAUCUUUAUUUACUUCUUUUCACAGUCGGUGGUCCCCAAGCCACUGGAUUGGCCGGAUACUGUUUCGUUGUCGGGAUAUUGGUUUCUCAAAGACUCCGACCCAGGCUGGGAAGCGCCCCAAGGCCUUAUUGACUGGAUGGCGCAAGCUCGGGCUGAUGGAAAACCCAUCGUCUACAUCGGUUUUGGAAGUGUUACCGUUCCCCACCCCAAUAAGAUGUUGAAUCGGCUUAUCUCGGGUGUACAGAAAAGUGGUGUACGUGCCAUCAUCAGUAGGGGAUGGUCCCACCGGAUGGACAGCAGUGGCGGCGACGUUAUGCCUGUUAUACCUCCCGAAUGCUUCCUCCUCGAGAAGGUCCCCCAUGACUGGCUAUUCACUUCCAUCGACGCGGCGAUGCAUCAUGGUGGAGCGGGUACCACUGCGGCGAGCAUUCGCGCUGGGAUCCCCACCUUGAUCAAGCCAUGGUUUGGCGACCAAUUUUUUUGGGCUUCAAGAGUCGAGAGGCUGGGUAUCGGUCUCAAGGUCAACAGCCUGAAGACAAGUGUCCUCUCAGCCGCUUUGAUUCGGGCAACUACCGAUAUUGACGUGCGAGAGAGGGCAAUGCUAAUUGGGGAGAAAAUUCGCUCCGAGGAUGGUGUUCAUAACGCCAUCUACACCAUCUAUACGUAUCUGCACCACGCUUCGCAGGAUAGAAAAUCUUUGGAUCUGGCAAAGAUAUGA
Molecule: messenger RNA, 3291 nt
Organism: Coprinopsis cinerea okayama7#130
Lineage: Eukaryota; Fungi; Basidiomycota; Agaricomycetes; Agaricales; Psathyrellaceae
Product: sterol 3-beta-glucosyltransferase
Exons: 16
Coding region: 1-3291 (1096 amino acids)
Biological process (GO): carbohydrate metabolic process
Molecular function (GO): hexosyltransferase activity; UDP-glycosyltransferase activity
Source: RefSeq, a predicted model, not a curated record